AUGAAGUGGACCUGGGUGUUAGUGACGGUCUUGCUGUCUCUUGGGGGGCUAACGUUGGGCAAGGACAGCUUGGACUUCCCUGAGUACGAUGGCAAGGACCGUGUCCAUGACCUGAACGCCAAAAACUAUAAGUCUGUGAUGAAGAAGUACGACAUAAUGGUGGUGUACUACCAUGAUCACCCUGGAUCCAGCCGUGCCGCCCAGAGACAGUUUGAAAUGGAAGAGUUGGCCCUUGAGUUUGCAGCCCAGGUCCUGGAUGAGUUUGAUGAUGAGGAAAUUGGAGUUGGCCUCAUUGAUGCAAAGCUUGACAAAGUCGUUGCAAAGAAAUUAGACCUCGAUGAGUCCGACAGCAUCUACAUCUUCACAGAAGAUGAAGUCAUAGAAUAUGACGGAGAGCUGGCAGCAGACACAAUCGUGGAGUUCGUCUUUGAUAUUCUUGAAGACCCGGUGGAAAUUAUCGACAAUACUCUGGAGCUAAAAGGCUUCAGAAACAUUGACGAGGACAUCAAACUGGUGGGCUACUUUAAGAGUCACAAGUCAGAACAUUUUGAUGCUUUUGAGGAUGCUGCUGAAGAAUUCCAUCCUCACAUCAAGUUCUACGCCACAUUCAAUGCUAAGGUUGCCAAAGCUCUAGAUUUGAAGCUCAAUGAGGUGGACUUCUAUGAACCCUUCAUGGAUGAUCCAGUGGUCAUCCCUGGAAAACCAUACACUGAGGAGGAACUGGUGAAGUUCAUUGAAGAUAAUGACAGACCAACUCUCAGGAAGCUGCAGCCCCACAACAUGUAUGAGAUCUGGGAGGAUGAUGUUGAUGGUGAACACAUUGUUGUUUUUGCAGAGGAGUCUGACCCAGAUGGUUUUGAAUUCCUGGAGAUUGUGAAACAAGUUGCUGAGGACAACACAGACAACCCUGACCUCAGCAUUGUCUGGAUUGACCCUGAUGACUUCCCCCUGCUUCUGCCACACUGGGAAAAGAUUUUUGAUAUUGACCUGUCCCACCCACAAAUUGGUGUUAUUGAUGCUGAUGAUGGUGACAGUGUUUGGAUGGACAUGGAAAAUGAGGAGGACAUGCCAUCUGUAGAUGAACUGGAAGACUGGAUUGAAGAUGUUCUGUCAGGCGAAAUUGAUCCUGAUGAUGACGACGAUGACGACGAUGACGAUGAUGAUGAUGAUGACGACGAUGAUGAUGACGAUGAUGAUGAUGACGAUGAUGAUGAUGAUGACGAUGAUGAUGACGACGAUGAUGAUGAUGAUGACGAUGAUGACGAUGAUGAUGAUGAUGACGAUGAUGAUGACGAUGAUGACGAUGAUGAUGAUGAUGAUGAUGAUUAAGUCUUCAACAUCGCAAUGUUCUUUCAAGCCUGACCAAUGCAGUUUCAGUCAACGUCAUUAAAUCAUCUUUUGUAACUACUUCAUGUUGAAUUCGUCAGUUCAGUUUGAUAUCUCAUCAUCCUCAUUCUGCAUCUCACCAGAACAAUAUUCCUUUACUUGUUUAUCCCAGUCUCCUAUUCAUCUGUCCCCCAAAUAUUCUUUAAAACCCCAUUCUCUCUUGUAACACAGUCUGGUACUAUAAAA
This is a messenger RNA of Thalassophryne amazonica, 1572 nucleotides long. It is a transcript of the gene casq1a, whose product is annotated as calsequestrin 1a. Gene Ontology annotation, cellular component: sarcoplasmic reticulum lumen. The record is from RefSeq and is a predicted model, not a curated record. Gene Ontology annotation, molecular function: calcium ion binding. The transcript has 11 exons. Gene Ontology annotation, biological process: regulation of skeletal muscle contraction by regulation of release of sequestered calcium ion. NCBI's taxonomy places the organism in Eukaryota, Metazoa, Chordata, Actinopteri, Batrachoidiformes, Batrachoididae. The coding region runs from base 1 to 1329 and encodes 442 amino acids.